Molecule: messenger RNA, 3184 nt
Organism: Nematostella vectensis (starlet sea anemone)
Lineage: Eukaryota; Metazoa; Cnidaria; Anthozoa; Actiniaria; Edwardsiidae
Product: coiled-coil domain-containing protein 138
Exons: 18
Coding region: 138-1946 (602 amino acids)
Source: RefSeq, a predicted model, not a curated record
CGGUAGCUCAGCUUCCAUUUUAGCGCCAUCUUUGAUUUCCUUGACCUAAAAUUUGGUGUUUCUAACCAUUUGGGCUGAAUUAUGUUGGAGCUUAACAUCAUGUAUUCCUGAAGUGAUGAAGGAGUAGCUUUUCAAAGAUGGAUGGAAUAGGAGCCAGCUCACCACCAUCAGUGUCACCAUGGAGACAGAUGAAUACUUCCAACAUCUCUGAUGUUGAUGGGUUGUCUAGUGUUGAGAGGCAGCAAUACAACAAGGCAUUAAAGGCCAUGUAUCAGAUCGUCCGACUGGGUGUAGGAAGACGGGAUGCGUCUCAGAUAGAUAAAGAAAUUAUUAGCGAGACUACAGAGUCCUCAGAUGAGGUCGCAGAUCCAAUUGAUUCUAGAAUUGCUGAAUUGGCUUCAAUGAAGUUUGGUAACUCUAAGUCUCGGAAGAGUUUUCAUGAGAUGUACCCUUCCGCCAGUGAUGUGGAUGUGAAGAAGAUAUACAGAGAACUUAUGCAAAUCAAUAGCAAACUACAGAGGGAAAAUGCAGCUCUCCAAGAGCGUGAGCAGCGGCUGCGAGAAAGAGAGAGAAACCUAAGAGAAGCGGAACAACUUAGUGAGACCACAGAUGUUGUGAUUGAUAAGAUCGUGGACAACGAAGUGGAGGCAAGAGUCAGGGAGAUCACACAGAGUUAUGAUGAUCAGAUUUUCGUUCUGGAGGAGGAGCUCAAAGGCAGAACUGUAGAGUUGAAGAGAGUGAGAGAUUCCUUUAACACUAUCAAGACAGCAAAUGACAACCUAAAGAAACAGCUGACAGAGUUACAGGAACAGAACAGAGUACUUGAGGCACAGGCAAUCAGUGUACAGCACCGCUUGGCCAAUCUUCAGAGGAAAAGCGAGUUUGCCUCCCGCCAGGUGACGAGCGAGGAGAAACAGAUACAACAAGAUAGAUACAACAAAGAUACAACAAAGAGCAGACCAGCUUCAAGGCCUGAUAGUAACAAAGCAGUGUCGUUCACACUCAAUAAGUUCAACUUCUCUGGUACGCUUGAUGUCCUCGCUGUCUUACUGGAAUGGAUAGCAGAAGCACACUUGAGGUCACCACCCACUUUCCAGGAAACUCUAGAGGGUAGUUUACAGGAACAAGUACUGGACUUCACCUCUGCACUGGUUCAUGAGAAGUGCCUGAAGAUUCUUCCCGCUAUGGCGGAUAUCUUGACCUACCUCCCCGCAGUAAACCUUCGAGUUCAGGAACCCUGUUUACAGUUUACCUACUGGUGUAUACUAUACAUGGAAAAGUCUGUUACCGGAUCUCAGAGGACGACGUUGGCAUCGACCUUCCGUCACAUCGGCGAGAACCUGUACAAACCCCAGCCAAUCAGGUUUACCGAGGACGGCCUAGUGACAGGUCUGUCCCGCACUGAUAGAGGGAAGAGCGACCUUUACUUCCACAGCCCUAACCUCGGCGUCAGACUGUUGUCUUCACUUAUCAUUCUCAAGACGCUUUCACAAGUCGACCACCUUGCUCAUGUAUUUGAUGUCCUCAAAAAUGACUUGCGUGAUGACAUGGGUAAACAGCUUUUCCUGACAUUCGAAGGAGUCAAUGUCAUCCUCCCCUACAUGAAACCGGCACAAAAGGCAUUGCUGAAUAGCAGCAUAGAUGUCAUGUUACAAAUGUCGAUGGACUCACCAUUUCUCCAGGCGUUUCUGGAGAGCUGUUGUAACGAGCCUUGGUUCCGCGCAUGCGUGGCUCUGCUGCAGUUCAAAGGGACAGGAGUCAAGGCCAUCGAGAAGCUGAGCAUUGUACUUCAGCGACUUUCCAAGAACAAGGGUAACCGCCGAUAUUUCGAAGCGUUCCAGAUCCAACCGAUAAUCCAAGAGCUACUGCGUAACAGUGACCCCGGCAACGCCUUCCUCGCACUCAACCUGCGCUCAAUCGUGUUUAACCUUGGCGGUAAAACAUGAGGAGGAGCUACAAUCUGUAUCAGGCAUAAAGGUCAGGACCUCGAUCUAAAAUAUGGUAUCUCUUGAAAGGAGAACAACUGGUAAUCAUUCGUGUUUUACCAAGGAAAACCUGACUAACACUACCGUCACAUAACAAGAAGAGGAAUAUCCUGCCGUCAAUCGUGUUUAAUCUAGAAAAGCCUGUUUUAUGUCUACGAUUUAUUUGGAGCCAUCAGGAUCACGAUUACAAGGAGGUUAUAAUUAAAGGAAUACUGCAGCCAAUCGUGCUUACUGUGCCGUGAAUUCUGAUGGAGCAACAUGUUCUGGAAGACUAUUCGUGAAAAAGAGGUUUUAAAUCAAUUGAAGAUGAAGGUUGAUCCUGCUCGAACAUCAAUCUCAGGAUCAAGAAUAAUUUGUAGGUUGUUUUUUUAAACCAUCAGCAAUAAAGCCUCCUCGGGUUCGGGAAAGCACGAUUCGUUAUAAGGUUGCAUAACAAUCGGUUUGAUCCAUCGGCACCUUUAUAAAAAUCCGUUUCACCUCUACGAUAGGAGAUACACUUAUUUCAAGUAAGGUUAAACUCGGAGAAUCUGUGUAUCGUAACCCGCAGUACUCCAUGGGUACGAAAUAACUAAUGAAAUAAGCGUAAAUAAAAUACAAAUGCAGGUUUUAAAAGCUGUAGAUUUCUUGUUCAUGUUCUUAUGAACAUUCACAUAGCUUUCACAUACAAGGAUUUAGUCGUUGAUACGCUACCCAUGAACCACCGUGGGCUACGACACAUGGAUUCUCGACGGUGCAACCUUAUUCGAAAAGUCAUGACAUCUAUCGAGAAUUGACAAUUUCAGCGGGCAUUGUUUUUCCUAUGGCGCCUUCCUGAAGUUUAUGUUGAAAACAUAAAUUGUUAAGAGAUAGAAAAUCAAAGUAUGUCUAUAUAGUAUUGUAUAUAAAAAAACUAUAUCGUUUCUGCAUUUCCUCAAAACGAUGUAUUAACAUCUAAAUCAGUUAACUUAGAAUUGGAGAAGUUUAUAGUACGCGUAUUGUUAAAAAAACGUAUUUUCGACUUACACUUGAGAAACAAAAAAAUGUCAAACUGUCAAACGAUGUUAAUGUAUAUUGAUAUGCUAUUGGUUUAUUCUUGAAAUCAUUGCUUAAACCACCUGUUAGAAAAAAAAGCAUAUUAGGCUUUCAAAUUCAUCAAGUCUAAAAAGCGUCCAUGUUUUAGAUAAAAGCUGUUUGUUAUGAAGUAAAAUAACACCACAAAA